UCCCAUCGGGCAAAGAUGAAGUUUUCAAUCCCGCUUCCAGGCGGCGGCACCGGACUGACACUGUUCUCCAAGCUAGUGCGAACGAAGGACCUCCGCAAACUCCAGGGCGAAGAUCCGAAAAGUACAAAGCCAAAACUAACGAAAUGUCUAACCACGCUCGACCUAACCUCGCUAGGAGUAGGAUCGUGCUGUGGCACCGGUAUGUAUCUAGUGGCCGGUUUGGUAGCGAGAAACAUAGCUGGCCCCGGUGUAGUGCUUAGUUUUAUCAUAGCGGCAAUAGCUAGUAUAUUCUCAGGCGCCUGCUACGCGGAGUUUGGUGUCCGGGUACCACACACUUCCGGUUCGGCGUACAUGUAUUCCUACGUGUCGGUGGGAGAGUUUGUGGCGUUUGUUAUAGGAUGGAAUAUGAUAUUAGAAUAUUUAAUUGGUACGAGUGCGUGUGCUUGUGCGUUGAGUGCUAGCUUCGAUUCGUUGUCUGGAGGCGCCAUCAGCAGGAGCAUAGCGUCCGCUGUGGGGACUCUGUUCGGUCGUCCUCCGGACUUCAUAGCGUUCGGCAUUACUCUGCUGAUGACCUUCGUGCUGGCGUUGGGAGCCAGCAAAUCGGUGCUCUUCAAUAACGUCCUCAACACGGUAAACCUUGCCUCGUGGGUGUUCAUCCUAACGGCCGGUAUGUUCUACGUCGACACAUCCACGUGGGCCGAGCACGAAGGUUUCCUCCCAUACGGAUGGAGUGGGGUGUUUACGGGAGCAGCCACCUGUUUCUACGCCUUCAUCGGGUUCGACAUCAUUGCGACGACGGGCGAAGAAGCGCACAACCCGCAGAAGAGCAUUCCGAGGGCAAUCGUCGGUUCGCUGGUUAUUGUGCUGUUCGUAUAUGUCACGAGCAGUUUCAUCCUAACGUUAGUAGUUCCAUACGACCACAUCGACAAGGGUUCCGCACUGGUGCAGAUGUGGACCUACGUAGGUGCGCCGAAAUGUCGUGCGCUGGUGGCACUCGGUGCCACCGCCGGGCUUAGUGUGGCCAUGUUCGGUUCGAUGUUCCCAAUGCCACGGGUGAUAUACGCAAUGGCGCAGGAUGGACUCAUCUUCCGGAUGCUGUCGCAGCUGUGGGCACGCACCGGGGUACCCGGCAUCGCCACCAUCGGAAGUGGAGUGGCAGCCGCGCUGGUUGCACUGACGGUGAAGCUGGAAGUGCUGGUGGAAAUGAUGUCCAUCGGGACACUACUCGCGUACACGCUCGUGUCGACGUGUGUUCUGAUUUUGCGCUAUCAACCGCACACCACUUCGUUGGUGGAUCUGCUACCGGCACAGCUUCGCACGCCACAGCCUCCCAGCACUCCGGAUCCGGCGAUGCAGCAGCGUGUCAAGGGUAAUGUGCAGGUGAAGAAGGUCUUCCGUGGAUCGCCCGAUUCCGAUGACAGCUUUGGCGAUGACAGUCCGGACGGCUUCCUAGGUCGGGAUGAUCAGUUUCUGGUGUCGGACAAAUCGGAGAAUAAGUUUUAUGGUGCUGUACACGGUGCUCCGCAAGGCGGAUCCAAUCCUUUCACAUUAUGGGGCUUCGGUUAUAUUGGAAGAAAGAUUCAGCAGUAUUCGUAUCUCUGUCCCGGCCUAUUUCCUUGGGUUAAUCCCGGUCCUGCGACACAUGAAAGCGGAAUGUUCGUCACUAAAAUGGUGGGUCUGAUGUAUGCGUGUAUAUUCUUUUUGGAUUUAUUUAUGGCAAUUGGAAUCACGGGUUCUUUCUUCGGGCUAGUCUACACGGCACUGGUGCUGGGUAUUUUUGUUAUUCUGAUGAUUAUUUCGCGACAACCCCAAAAUCGGUACGCUCUACCAUUCCUAACACCGGGACUUCCGUUCAUUCCGACCAUCGCCAUUACGGUGAAUGUGUAUCUAAUAUUCAAGCUAAGUAUACUGACGUUAGUUCGAUUCACGGUUUGGAUGACACUGGGGCUGAUCAUGUACUUUUACUACGGAAUCACGCACAGUUUAUUGGAAAAUCCGGACGAAGAAUUCGAACUGACGGUGGACGGUAAUGGCCAGCAGCCGCCGUCUGGUCAGCCGACCACGUUGAAAGUUCCUUCAAAAAGCAAUCACCGAAACGAACCGACGGCGGUGUGGGAUCGACAUGGGUAUGAAAACCGCAUGGCGACAAAUGAUGAUGGUGAGCUGCAGUGGGGCGCCAGCUAUAAUGCAACCACCAACAGUUGGAACCCGAACGAUGCGUGGGGUGAUACUACAAUCUAUGAUCCACCGCGUCAGCAGCACCAACCACAGCAGCAGCGUCAUCAGAUCGGACAGACCAAUAUCUUCCAGCCUCCACCGACGCAGCCGAGGCCCGAGGCGAAGAAGGAUGGUUUCGGUAUGUUUUACCAGGAAACCAGCAGCUAUCCCACGUGGGACGACUAAACGCUUCUCGCUGGAGAGGCCAUCCACUAAGCCAUCACAAUCCCCAUCGUAGCUGUACAGACACACAUAGACGAGAGAGCAUCCGGAGGACUGAACGCGGUGAAUUUAUCGGGAAAGCAAUCAUUACCCAUCAUUAUCUAUGUUGUUACAGCAUUACGUCGUUAGUCGAGCCAUCCCAUCUACAACACGCGUGCGGUACGGUAGCGCAAGCAACAUGUGUUUGUAUUGUACACUGCAAUCUAGGCUAGGUCGUAGAUAUACGGUCGGUAUACACCGUCUAGCGGUAAGACACAAACGAGAACAGCUCUAUGCGGUUUUCCACUGCGCGUUUGGACGUCACCGGCAGCGGUGACGGCGGUCACGAUUCUCCACUCUCCCUCCAGGCAGGCUAUUACGGUUUGCUUGGCGUGUUUCGAUUUUCACGACAAACCAAACGAUUUCUAUCGUUUUCACGACCGCGGACGUUGGUUUUGUUCGUUACAUUUUUCAAGAUAGAUAGUUUCGUGCUGGCACUGUGAAU
Molecule: messenger RNA, 2923 nt
Organism: Sabethes cyaneus
Lineage: Eukaryota; Metazoa; Arthropoda; Insecta; Diptera; Culicidae
Product: cationic amino acid transporter 2
Exons: 10
Coding region: 16-2403 (795 amino acids)
Biological process (GO): transmembrane transport; amino acid transport
Cellular component (GO): plasma membrane
Molecular function (GO): amino acid transmembrane transporter activity
Source: RefSeq, a predicted model, not a curated record